Messenger RNA from Mercenaria mercenaria, 6192 nucleotides. RefSeq names its product angiotensin-converting enzyme-like. Lineage: Eukaryota; Metazoa; Mollusca; Bivalvia; Venerida; Veneridae. Gene Ontology annotation, biological process: proteolysis. The record is from RefSeq and is a predicted model, not a curated record. The transcript has 38 exons. Gene Ontology annotation, cellular component: plasma membrane. The coding region runs from base 431 to 5902 and encodes 1823 amino acids. Gene Ontology annotation, molecular function: peptidyl-dipeptidase activity; metallopeptidase activity.
AAAAUGAUUAGGUUUAUAACAGACAGAAGAAACAAAAAUUCGGAAGAUUGUUUAUCGGAAUAUGUAAAUAGUAAUCUGUGUAACUAAGUAUUUAAAUCGUAACAUCAAGCGCGCGUCUUUGCAUAUUUUCUCCUGUUUGGCAUAUUUACCUAUUUACUAACAAUUGUUGUAUCCUAAAGAAACAUAUUGCAUUCAUUUUAGGGAUGGAUGGAAAGAAUCGUGGUUGAAGUGUUCUAAAUUUAUCUUAGGUAUCUCAAACUAUCUUAACCAUUGGACCGUCUCAGAAUUCUUAUUAUCAUAUCACUGAUAUAAUCGCGUUUGUUUUUCGUCUGCUCUCAGCUUGUGAAUUAGGAUUGAGAAUUACAAAGGUAAAAAGGAAAUAAAAAAUCAAUGUUGUAGGUAAAUUGUCAAGAAAAAUAUAUCAGGAAUUAUGAGAUCAAUAGGACACGUGCUCGUCUUGUUGUCUUUCCUUUAUUGUCACGUUUUGGCCGCAGACGACAAUGUAACAGAAAAGGCAAUUCUAUUUUUGCAAAGGUACAACAGGGAAGCUAUAGAAGUGACGUAUGAAUCUGGUAUCAAAGCAUGGAUUUAUAAUACUAAUAUCACAGAUUAUAACAGCGAACAAAUGGUAGCUCAAGAUCUUAUAUCUGCGAACUUCACAAAACGCUACGCAGCGGAAGCUUCUCAAUUUGACUACAAGAAUUUUCAAGACGAGGACUUGAAACGUCAGUUUGCAUCUAUCGCCGAACAAGGGACAGAGGCAAUGAAAGAUCCCAAGAAACUAGAAAGGUUGGGUGUGGUCCUGUCAAAAAUGGAAGGAAUUUAUAGUAAAGGCAAGGUGUGUGGGGUGCCACCUGACUAUGAGUGUUUGUCUCUGGAACCAGGUUUAACACGACUGAUGUCGGAGAGUAGGGACUAUGACACACUAGCACUUAUCUGGAAAAGAUGGCGAGAUGUAGCGAAAGGAGAAAUGAAGGAGUUGUACAAAGAAUUUGUAGAACUUUCUAACCAAGGCGUAAGGGAUGGUGGGCACAACGACACGGGUGAAUACUGGCGGAGUUGGUAUGAGAGUGAGACUUUUGAAGACGACCUUAAAACAUUACUGGAAGAGUUAAAACCAUUGUACAACAAAUUACAUGCUUACGUUCGGAGGAAACUGCAAGAGCAAUACAAAACCAAACCGUUUCCAACUAGUGGACACAUUCCAGCACAUCUCCUAGGUAACAUGUGGGCUCAGUCGUGGAUUAACUUGUAUGACAUGUUGGAGCCUUAUCCAGGAAAGGAAAGCAUAGAUAUUACCCCAGUGCUGAAGGCAAGAAAUUUCACCGCCCUCGAAAUGUUUAAAGUUGCCGAGGAUUUCUUUGUAUCUCUUGGACUGCGAGAGAUGCCACCGGAAUUUUGGAACUAUUCGAUGAUAGAAAGACCGACAGACGGUAGGGAAGUCGUCUGCCAUGCUUCCGCUUGGGAUUUCUUUAAAGGAAAUGACGUAAGAAUUAAGAUGUGCACAGACAUAACAAUGGAUGAUCUGGUUACGAUUCACCACGAAAUGGGACAUAUACAGUACUACCUUCAAUACCAGAAUCAACCCGUCGUCUUCAGGGAUGGUGCAAACCCAGGGUUCCACGAAGCUAUUGGUGACGUCAUGGCUUUGUCUGCUUCGACGCCAAAACAUCUUCAUGCCGUUGGUCUUCUGGAAACUGUGGAAAAUAAUACAGAAGCUGAUAUAAAUUUUCUUAUGAGACAAGCUCUUGAUAAGGUUUCGUUUAUUCCAUUUGGUUAUAUGAUUGACCAAUGGCGUUGGAGUGUGUUUCGUGGAGACACGCCCCCAGAAAAUUACACAUCUGAUUGGGCGGCUUUAAGGUGUAAAUAUCAGGGAAUAUCUCCGCCGGUAGCAAGGUCUAGUGAGGACUUUGACCCAGGAGCUAAAUACCACAUUCCUGGAAAUACACCAUAUAUACGAUAUUUUGUGAGUUAUGUGAUCCAGUUCCAGUUCCAUAAAGCGCUGUGCGAUGCUGCGGGUGAAACAAAGAAGGGUCCACUCUACCAGUGUGAUAUAUACAAUUCAUCCGCCGCUGGCCAAAUGCUCGGGAAGUUGUUACAACAAGGAUCAUCAAAACCUUGGCCGGAUAUAUUUAAGGAAAUUACGGGAUCGCCAAAGAUGAAUGCUACAGCCAUUCUUGAAUACUUCGAUCCACUCAUUAAAUGGUUAGAUGAGCAAAAUAAAGGUGAACAACUCGGGUGGGAAACUGACUGCCCAAAUAUUACAGAGGAUAUAGAAGAACCUACUGCAAAGAAAUGGUUAGAGUAUUACAAUAGAAAAGCAUCUGAUAUGACAUAUAGAUCCGUACUGUCGCAAUGGAACUAUGGCUCAAACAUCACAGACUACAACCAAGCUGCUAUGGUGAACAUGAGCCUGAAGAAGUCGGAUUUCGAUAAAGAGAUGUAUAAGCAAGCUAAUUAUUUUCCUUGGACCACAUUUAGCAAUUCUUCAAUGAAGAGACAGUUCAAGAUGAUCACAAAUAUUGGAACCAACGCUUUAGACGAUAAAGACCAGCUUAAAGAAAUGGCUGAUUUGCAAGCGAAAAUUGAAGGAAUUUAUGGAAAAGCCAAAGUAGAAAUGUCUGACGGAAGAUCUCUAUUACUUGAACCCGGACUGACAGAGAUAUUGACGUCAUCACGCAACUACUCAGAACUGAAGGAGGCGUGGGUAAAGUGGAGGGAAGCUUCUGGUAAACUCAUGAAGACAGAUUAUGCUAAAUUCGUUGAACUGAGUAACAAGGCGGUCAGGCAGUUAAAUUAUUCAGACACGGGUGACUACUGGCGAGCUGUCUAUGAGACUGAAACAUUUGAAACAGACCUUCAGAAUUUGCUAGAGGAAUUGAAACCGUUGUACAAGCUCCUGCAUGGAUAUGUAAGAAAGCAACUGAAAAAAACUUAUGGUGCAGAAAACUUUCCUAGUACCGGUCAUAUACCUGCUCAUUUACUUGGAAAUAUGUGGGGCCAACAAUGGAACAAUAUCUACAACUUAGUAGAACCUUACAAAGGAGUGGAGAAGAUUGAUGUUACACCGGAAAUGCUUAGACAGAACUACACAGUUAUGCGUAUGUUCAAAACAGCGGAGGAGUUUUUCACAUCUCUUGGUUUGUCUCCAAUGCCAGCAGAAUUCUGGAAUGGAACUAUCAUGGUCAAUCCAGAUGGUAUAACCAUGGUUUGCCAUGCUUCUGCUUGGGACUUUUAUAAUCAGAAAGAUUUCAGAAUUAAGAUGUGCACGGAAGUGAACAUGGAAGAGAUGAUUGUAAUACACCACGAAAUGGGCCACAUUCAAUAUUUCCUACAGUACAAAGACCAACCAGUCGUGUUUAGAGGAGGUGCAAAUCCAGGAUUUCACGAAGCAAUAGGUGAUGUAAUGGCAUUAUCAGUUUCUACACCUGGGCAUCUUAGAACUAUCGGUCUUCUCAACGAUAUGAAAAACAGUUAUGAGAGUGAUAUUAACUUUUUGAUGAAAAUGGCUCUGGAAAAAAUUGCAUUCCUGCCGUUUGGGUAUUUGAUCGACCAGUGGCGUUGGAGCGUGUUCAGUGGAAAAACUCCACCAGAGAAAUAUAAUGAAAAAUGGUGGGAUCUCAGAUGUAAAUAUCAAGGUUUCUCUCCACCAGUAGAGAGAACUGAAGAUGAUUUUGAUCCCGGUGCAAAAUACCACAUUCCAGCCAAUGUGCCUUAUAUACGAUAUUUUAUAAGUUAUGUGCUACAGUUCCAUUUCCAUAAAACCCUAUGUGACGCAAAAGGUUAUAGGGGUCCUCUCUAUCUAUGUGAUAUAUACCAGUCUAAUGUUGCUGGUUCCAAGUUUAGACAUUUAUUGCAAAUGGGGUCGUCUAAACCUUGGACAGAGGCAAUGAUGAAUUUUACUGGUACAGAUAAAAUGAGCGUUGCUCCAUUGAUGCAAUAUUUCAAACCGCUUAUUGAUUGGUUGAAAAACCAUGUACCUGACAAAGAUCUUGGUUGGCGCGACGAAUGCACUCACGUGACUGAAGCAGACCAAUUAAAAGACUGGUUACAACAGUUUGAAAAAGAAGCUUCUGAUAAUUACUUUAUGCAGAACGAAGCCGAGUGGGCGUAUAACACAAAUAUAACUGAUGAAACUGCAGAAAAAGUGAGUCAAGUCUCAAUUGGCAUUGCUGAUUAUGAAAAGAGGGUUGCGCAGAAUGUAUCAAUGUAUGACUGGAAGGAGUACAAGGACGACCAGCUUAAACGACGGUUGAGAAAGAUGUCUGACAUUGGAACGAGCGCUCUCAAGAAUGAAGACCAGCUUAGAAAGCUGUCAGAACUGAAGUCAAGUAUGGAAUCCAUUUACAGUACAGGCAAAGUAUGUUUGACUUCCGGUAACUGUGUCGGAUUGGAUCCAGAGUUAGAAGAUAUAAUGGCACACUCGCAGGACUAUGACAAACUGACGAAUGUUUGGAAAGAUUGGAGAGAUGCCACUGGAAGGAAGAUGAAGGACACUUAUGCCGAGUUUGUCAGUCUGAGCAACGCAGCUAUUCGUGAAUUAGGUUAUAACGACACGGGAGCGUACUGGAGAUCAGUGUAUGAUACAGAAACAUUCCAAACUGAUAUAGAAACUUUACUGGAACAGUUGAAACCUCUAUAUCAGAAUUUACAUACAUAUGUAAGACGGAAACUGAUGACAAUUUACGGGCAGGACAAAUUUCCCGACAGCGGACAUAUUCCUGCACAUAUUUUAGGCAAUAUGUGGGCACAAGAAUGGAACAACAUAUACAAAUGGGUCAUCCCAUUUAAAAAAAAACAAAACAUCGAUAUAACACCCGAGCUUGUGAAACAGGGAUACAAUGCUACCCAGCUUUUCCGAACAGCUGAAAGUUUCUUUACCUCCCUUGGACUGGAACCGAUGCGCGAGGAAUUCUGGAACAAGUCGAUGAUUGUGAGACCCAAAGAUCGAGAAGUCGUCUGCCACGCUUCUGCAUGGGAUUUCUUAAAUGGCAAAGAUUUUAGAAUCAAAAUGUGCACGAAAAUUAAUAUGGAGGAUCUGGUGACUAUCCACCAUGAAAUGGGCCAUACCCAGUACCAGAUGCAGUAUAGACACCAGCCUAUACCUUUCAGAGAUGGUGCCAAUCCAGGUUUCCACGAAGCCAUAGGGGAUGUGAUGGCUCUGUCUGCACAAACCCCGGAACAUCUACGUAAAAUAAAACUCCUGCCAGCCGGUAAUGAUGAUGAAGAGUCAGAAAUCAACUUUUUGCUGAUGAUGGCGCUAGACAAGAUAGCGUUUCUACCGUUCGGCUACCUUAUAGAUCAGUGGAGAUGGAGUGUGUUCAGUGGAGAAACACAGCCCGAGAAAUACAACGAAAAAUGGUGGCAACUCAGGUGUAAAUAUCAGGGCGUAUCACCCCCAGUACAGAGAGGCAGCAACGAUUUUGAUCCGGGAGCAAAGUUUCAUAUACCCGGAAAUUAUCCCUACAUCAGGUAUUUUGUUAGCUAUGUGAUACAAUUCCAGUUUCACAAAGCUCUUUGUGAUGCUGCAAACCAUACUGGACUCCUGCACCGAUGUGAUAUAUAUCAGUCCAAAGAAGCUGGCCAAAAAUUGAUGAACAUGCUGAAAAUGGGGUCAUCCAGACCAUGGCCAGAGGCAAUGGAAGUCAUGACAGGGCAGCGCAAGAUGGAUGCCGGUCCUCUCAUGGACUAUUUUCGACCUCUGAUUAACUGGCUAGAGAAACAAAACUACCAGGAGAGACCCGGCUGGUCAGAUGCGUGUCCGGAGACGACACCAAAAGUAGUAGUCACGUGUCCAAACAAAGUAUCGAAAGACGUCAGUGAUAUGGCGUCCACGCUCAGCAGGAAUAAUGUGUUGUUUCUUGUCUUAGCGUUAAUUGUUAUUUCACUUUUUACUUUGUAAACAUUUGUAAGCAUUUGCUCUGUGAAAAUAUGUGCUGUGACAAGCGGAAAUGUGUGAUGAAUUACUUUUCAAGGCGUAUCGUGAAAAAAUUUCAAAGAUAUGCAUUUUGUGGUUGCAAUUUUGGUAUUUACACAGCUGUCAUUCAUUAUACACUAAAUCUGAAUGCACGUUUUAUGUAAAAACAAAUACAGUUUUAAUCAGAAAUAAUUCGAAAUGUCUGGGGUUUUUUAACCAUUGUAAUAUUUUAUACAGAAACCGUGAUAAUAGAAAUAAAUGUGUAACAAAUUUAA